UACACAGGUCAGCUGAUGAAAUGACAUGGCAUCGGGCCGGGUGGGAAAAGGUGUACAGCUGAAACUCUGAAAAUCUUUUAUUUCCACGAGACAGAGGCCUGGUGUGUAGUUAGCUAAGCCAGUCGUUUUAACGAAUACCCAGCUCUAAAGCUUGUCGGUCAGUUAUUUAAGGCACGCAUUGGUGAAGCCCAACUAAGACGUAUAUACGUGGAAUAUCGAAAUGGGAGAGGAAAACCACAUAGAGAAAGCAGAGGAAAACCACACAGGGAAUGCUAACGGGGAGGUUGUUUCGGAAAGCGGUGAGAAGUACUACUCACUUGAAGAAAUAAAAUUGCACAACACGAGUAAGGACGCGUGGCUUAUAAUCCACGAUAAGGUUUACGACAUCACAAGUUUCAUGGAGGAGCACCCAGGUGGAGAAGAAGUGUUGCUCGAGCAAGCGGGUGCGGACGCCACAGAGAGCUUUGAAGACGUCGGCCAUUCCACAGAUGCCCGGGAGAUGCUUGAGCAGUACCUGAUUGGCGAGCUGCACAUGGAUGACCGCAGAAAGGAAAGUAAAAAGGAUGUAUUCAUUACAACUUCAGGAGGAGAGGGCAGUGCGUGGACCACGUGGUUGAUACCCACCCUGGCCGCUGCCGUGGUCGGCCUGAUGUACCGCUACUACACCCUGUAGCACCAGUCCUCCUGAACGUACCGCGAGCAGACGUACCACACCCGUCGUGACGGGCCUUAAAAUCUGACCGUAAACUCUUAUGUCCGGACCCACAAUGCAAUGCUGAUCUUCUGAUCCCUCGCCCCGCUGGUGAGGGGCGGGGACAAGGACGACAUCCACUCGCAUCCGCUCCAACCCCCCCUCCCCCCCCCCCCCCC
This is a messenger RNA of Anguilla anguilla (European eel), 870 nucleotides long. Its product is annotated as cytochrome b5-like. The record is from RefSeq and is a predicted model, not a curated record. Gene Ontology annotation, molecular function: heme binding. Lineage: Eukaryota; Metazoa; Chordata; Actinopteri; Anguilliformes; Anguillidae. The transcript has 5 exons. Gene Ontology annotation, cellular component: membrane; intracellular membrane-bounded organelle. Bases 221 to 673 code for a protein of 150 amino acids.